CAAAUGGAGAUUGAUAACAGAUUUUAUUUUUUCUGCAGUGACAACGCCUGCUCAGCUGCCUUCAGCUGGGACUUUCUAUCAAAUAGAAAUGACCAUUUGGAUGACCAGAGUGGAUGGUCAAGGGAAUAUUGAUUUAGAUGUAGUUGCAAGCCUUGUUAUUAAAUGGCUCUGUCAGAUUCUUCCCUAUGAGAUGUUUUUGCUGAACAUCAGUGUCUCUUUUCAACUUCCGAGCAGGAGGGCUGAUUCUGUUGGGGAAGGCACUGAAAUAGAUUGGAGGGAAGUUCAUGGCAGGUCAUCCCCAAUACAAUUCAGUUUGGGCUGUGGAGCUGAGCUGAUAGUGGACACUGAAGCUAAUGAAACUCAAACCCAGGAACAGAUCCUACAGCUUCUGGAGAGCCACAACUACACCGAAGGGAUCUACACUGUGGCAGCCAAGCCAGGCAGCAUCAGGAUCCAGCCUAUCGCCAAGAGGCAUAGAGGUGCCUCCACUACCGGGCAGGUAACUCCGGUAACAAUCUUCACCCUGCCUUUCACCACGGCCACCACAGGGCAGACUAUUGCAGUCCCAGGCCUCCCUUGCCCUGUAACCACGGUAACUACAACCCGUGUGUCGACUGUUACGGAAACCACCACUCCAGGGAGGACGAGCUCUGCUACAGCUACCUCAAUGGCCUCAGUGUUUACAGCAACAAAGCUGACCUCAGCAAAGACCCCAACGAUGACUUCAACCACAACCUCAGCCACGACCUCAACCACGACCUCAGCCAGGACCUCAACCAUGACCUCAGCCACGACUUCAGCCACGACCUCAACCACGACCUCAACCACGGACACAACAGCAACCACAAAAGCUGUGACCACGACUGCUCAGAAUACAAACAGUGCCACCACAGUUAAUUUCUAUAGAAUUGGAAUGAAUGUCCUGGUCAGCAAUGCAGUGACAGACCUUGCAUUUGUAACAGAGAAAAUUAUCAUCUGGCUCAACUGGAUUUUUCCUGAGGAUAAGAUGACUGUGUCUCAUCUGAUUGUAUCCAACAAUUCAGUAAGUCGAAUGCCGUCUCCGUAUGGGACUGAUCCUGCCGGGAGGAGUCUCAGGGACCACAGAAGGAGAAGACAGACUCUGUCGACCACAGCCAGUUAUGGCUGUAAGAUUCUCCUGCAGGUGACUUCAGAGGCCAACGAAGCCGAGACAAAGGAACUGAUCAAGCAGGUGCUGAUACAGAACAGCAACUACACAGAUGGGUCGAUUUCCAUGAGGGCUGAUCCCACGAGUAUCCACAUCCAGCUCAUUGACCCAGGUGCCUGCCCUGCUGAGGUGACCCACUCAUUCUCCAAGGGGAACUACACCUGGCCCGAGAUCAAAGCGGGGCACACUGCCUCGCUGUGCUGCACGGGGAACCCCAAUCACUUUGCCAUGAGAAAAUGUGAUGUGAACGGGGAGACUGACCGAGCCACGUGGGCCAAUCCGAUGCUGGAAUCCUGCCCCACAUUGUCCAGCCUCCCAGACAAUAUCGUAGAUCUGGCGAAAGUCGAUGUCACCACCGACAACGCCCUGGUGGUCGCUGAGCUGAUUAAUAACCUGACGAGCGACUCCCCUAAGAUGAACCUUCAGGAAGUGGAGAUCGUGGUCAGCAAGGUGGUGGAGGUCAUGAAGAUCGGGGAGGUCACUCCUUCCCUCGGACUGACCAUCGUCGACAUCGUCACAAACAUCAUGGAGACGGAGAGCAACCUGCAGCCUGUUGCCAACCAAAUCCUGGAGAUCACAGAGAGCAUUGGAAACACGAUGAGCUUCGACGGAGAGUCGGUCAGCAUCACGUCCCCCAUGCUGGCCCUGACGGUCUUAAACAUCAACUCCUCCCAAUUCGAUGGACUUGCCUUCGGAGUGACGUCCUUCAUCCAAGGCCACGACCUCCAGACUUUCAUCAAUCAGGACCCGUUUGAUGACACCGUGGCGUACAUUUCCCUGCCUCGCUCUCUGGAAAAACACCUUUUUCAACAGCGCAACAGAACCAUGGCUCGGGUCCAGUUCACUUUCUACGGGAAAACUGUACUCUUCCAGGACUCAGUACUGAGAGACAGAAUCCUGAACACGUACGUUGUUUCUGCCAGCGUGACCAACGUCACCAUUCGUGAUCUGACAGACCCAGUAACCAUAACUCUCCAGCACUUAAAGCCUAAUCAGUACAAUGAAUCCGUGGAGUGUGUGUUUUGGGACUUGAAUGGGAACAAUGGGCUGGGAGGGUGGAGCUCCGAGGGCUGUCGAAUGAACAGCACCAGUCUGAACCACACCACCUGUCUGUGUGACCAUCUCACCCACUUCGGAGUGCUGAUGGACCCGUCCAGGACCCCAGUCAGUGCCCUGGAUGAUCGUAUCAUGACCAUGAUCACGUACAUUGGCUGUGGUCUGUCCUCCAUCUUCCUGACCGUCACCUUGCUGUCCUACAUAGCCUUCGAUAAGCUGCGUCGGGACUACCCCUCGAAGAUCCUGAUGAACCUGUCCGCCGCCCUGCUACUGCUGAACCUGCUGUUCCUGAUCAACACCUGGCUGGCCUCCUUCGGUAACCACGGCCUGUGCAUCUGCCUGGCUGUCACCCUGCACUACUCCCUGCUGGCCUCCUUCACCUGGAUGCUGCUGGCAGCUGUGCACAUGUACUUCGCACUUGUCAAGGUCUUCAACAUCUACGUGCACUCCUACAUCCUCAAGCUCUGCUCCAUUGGCUGGGGGGUUCCACUGGUAGUUGUCAGCAUUGUACUGGCGAUCAACAAAAACUUUUAUGGAAGUGGAGUGUCUGCUGAAUCUGUCAGCCCAGCCAAGACUCCAGAGGAUGUGUUCUGCUGGGUCCAGGACAACGUGGCCUUCUACGUGUCGGUGGUGGCCUACUUCCUGCUGAUCCUGGUGUGCAACCUGGCUGUGUUCAUUGUGGUGCUGGUCCAGAUCCACAGCGUGAAGGCCAGGAAUCCGGCGGGCAGCCAGAGCAGGCAUCUGUCCAACCUGAAGAGCGUGGUCAGCCUGACCUUCCUGCUGGGGCUCACCUGGAGCUUUGGCUGCUUUGCCUGGGGCCCUGCCAAGGUGCCAUUCCUCUACCUUUUCUCCAUCUGCAACUCCCUGCAAGGGUUCUUCAUCUUCGUGUUUCACUGCCUGCUGAAAGAGAACGUCCGUAAGCAGUGGAGGAUCCACCUGUGCUGUGGCAGAUUCAGGCUUAACGAAUACUCAGACUGGAGCAGGUCUGGUACAAACGGCCGGUCCAGAGCGAAUCAAGCGGCGCGCAGCCCCUCAGUGAAAUCGGUCAAGUCUCACAAGUCCAACUCCACCAGCAGCACCUCCAAUGGGUCUGACUCCGGGAGGAAGCUCAUCUCUACCGUGGGAUCCCACCUGGAUCUGGUCUAUGAAAACCCUUUGGCAGCCUCUUCCACGAGCAGCAGCCCCUCAUUCCCCAGCGUGUUCAGAGUUCAGACGAAUGGGUUGGAAGUGCACUACCAGCAGCCCUCCUGGAAGAAGUGACCCCUCUCUCACCCUCUCCCUGUCAGGAACACUGGACCCAGGACCGCAGCGCCAGCCUUAAACUGUCCUUCAGUCUUAACAUUUCCACCACUGUACCACAAGAGGGUGCUGUCUGGACGUACAGCAGUGAGAAGAACCAUAGUUAGAAUAUAUAUAAUUACUGUAUGUAUUGGUAGAUAUACACCAUUCAGUCUCUUGGGGGUACACUCGCCCUGUUUAAGUGAAUGGCUCAUAUUCAGGUUGCCUAAUCUUCACAAAGCCAGCCUUGCAGAACCUGCCCUUUGUGGGUGCCAGUUUUAUUUUUUUAUUGGCACUAAUUAUUAUUAUUCCUGUUAUUGUUUAGUUAAAUUGUUUUUUAUCAUUUGCUCUUAAUUUCUGUUACCGUUUUAAAAGAAAACGAUUGUUGAUUGUGUACAUAUGCACAAUCAACUAUGUAAUGUUCUAAUGUCAUUCUUGAAAUCAUGAAAGAUUGUACACAUAAAUCCACAUAUAAACCCAGGCAGAGUAAUAGACACAUCCUUGUCAUAUUUGUAUACAUUGUAUUUUGCUGUAAUAGAAACAUUAUUAUAUAUUUUAUUGCUACAUUAGAUGCACACACUGUGUAUGAUAAUCACAGGGUAAAGUGCAGUGCAUGCUUGUUUUGUGAAGCUGCUGUAUCAGAUAAACUUAUACUGCAAUUACAGCAUUUGCACACCUGUUGGCACUGUGUGUUCGUUGAAAAAAAACCAUAAACCACUUAAUAAAAAGAGGUAUAGCAAUACUAAAA
Messenger RNA from Acipenser ruthenus (sterlet), 4268 nucleotides. RefSeq names its product adhesion G-protein coupled receptor G2-like. The record is from RefSeq and is a predicted model, not a curated record. Lineage: Eukaryota; Metazoa; Chordata; Actinopteri; Acipenseriformes; Acipenseridae. The coding region runs from base 89 to 3502 and encodes 1137 amino acids. Gene Ontology annotation, cellular component: membrane. Gene Ontology annotation, biological process: adenylate cyclase-activating G protein-coupled receptor signaling pathway; cell surface receptor signaling pathway. The transcript is spliced from 29 exons. Gene Ontology annotation, molecular function: G protein-coupled receptor activity.